Molecule: messenger RNA, 2318 nt
Organism: Elaeis guineensis (African oil palm)
Lineage: Eukaryota; Viridiplantae; Streptophyta; Magnoliopsida; Arecales; Arecaceae
Source: RefSeq, a predicted model, not a curated record
CCAUCGACUUUUUCAGUCCAUCGGGGCGCCCCCAUCGACCGUGUCCUCGAAUCUCGAGUCACCGGAGUUCAAAAGCCAUCGAACCCGCCCCCUAUAAAAUAGAAAAGCGGCGACCAAGGUUCUCCUUCCCGCCUGCUGCGGCGGCGCAUGGUGAGCAGGGCGGCGCCGGCGAGGGGAGCAAACCCUGGAAGAACCCAGCACCUGUCCCUCUGCCCCUCGCCCUCCAAAACCCUAGAAUUCCCGAAUAUCAAAACCCUAGAUCUCGAUCUCGCCCCGUAGUUUGAUGCGCCGAUCGAAUGCCCGGCCCCCGGCAUUCGAUCCCGACUCGGCGAGCAGCAUGGACGCGUCCAAGCCUCAGCUCCGCCCUCCCCCGGCCCGCCUCUCCUUCGCCUCCCGGAUCUCUUCCCCGGGCCCUAAGAACCAUCGCACCGGCAUCCGGAUCUUCCUCGCCACGGCAGCUGCUGCGGCCGUGCUCCUCUGCCUCCUCCACGUAUAUAGGAGCUCUGGCUCUUCGAAAUUCGGGAUUAUUGUAGAUGGCGGGAGUACCGGGAGUCGGAUCCAUGUCUUCGGCUAUACCAACAGGCAGGGGGCGUUGCCAGUGCUCGAUUUUGGGGUGAUGGCGUCGAUGAAGGCGAGCCCGGGGCUCUCGGCUUACUCGGGGGAUCCGGAGGGCGCGGGGAGAUCGCUGGUGGAGCUGCUAGAAUUUGGGAAAGCGAGAGUGCCGAGAGAUCAGUGGGGCGAGACCGAAAUUAGGCUCAUGGCCACGGCAGGCUUACGGUUGCUUGAUGCUGGGGUUGCGGAGAGGAUUUUGGACUCUUGCCGGAAGGUUCUGAGGUCGUCGGGAUUUCAGUUCCAGGAUGAUUGGGCCACUGUGAUCUCAGGCUCUGAUGAAGGCAUCUAUGCAUGGGUUGCUGCAAAUUAUGCCUUGGGUUCUUUAGGAGGUGAUCCAGGAAAAACUACCGGGAUAAUUGAGCUUGGUGGGGCUUCAGCUCAGGUAACAUUUGUUUCAAGUGAACCUCUGUCUCCAGAGUUCUCACAUGUGCUUAAUUUUGGGGAAACCACAUACAAUCUGUACAGCCACAGCUUUCUUCAUCUUGGUCAGAAUGUUGCAUAUGAGUCACUUCAUGAAUUGCUUAGCUCAAGAGUCCUGAAAUCAUGUGGGGAUCAGAAAGUAUAUGGAGAAAAGGUAGAUCAUAUGAGAGGAAAUUUGGAAGAAGCUGCAGAAUCUCAGCAGGAGCCAAUAUAUAGAGAUCCUUGCACUCCUAGAGGAUAUUCACAUAGUGUGGAAUCACUCAAGCUCUCAGCUGGUGUUCUCAAUUCAAGGACUGAAUAUCGGCCUGUUGCCCAUGCAACUGGUAACUUUUCUGAGUGUAGAUCAGCUUCAUUGGAGCUGCUACAGAAGGAAAAAGAUAAAUGCUUGCAUCAAAGCUGCUACUUGGGAUCAGCACUCAUGCCUAAAUUGCAUGGGAGAUUGUUGGCAACUGAGAAUUUCUUUUACACAGCAAAGUUCUUUGGUCUGGGUCCAACGUCAUUUCUUUCUGAUUUGAUGUUGGCUGGGGAACAAUUUUGCGGUGAAGAUUGGUUAAAGCUAAAAGGCAAUUAUCAUUCCACGGAUGAGGACGAUUUGUUGCGUUAUUGUUUCUCUUCAGCAUAUAUUGUGGCCCUACUGCACGACAGUCUUGGAAUUGCUCUGGAUGAAAAAAGCUCUGUUUUGUCUGCAGGAUUGGGUUUGCAAAUCAGGUGGGUGGUAUCCCACUCGACUGGGCGUUGGGUGCCUUCAUAAUGCAGAAAAUGCCAAAACAGAGUCCUGAACACUCAGGUUGGAUCACUGCCAUUGUCGGCAAUGACUCAUCAAUUCUCUCCCUAUUUCUUGUUCCUUCUGUGCUAAUUAUGACAGCAUGGACCGUGUCAAAAUGGAAGAAACCACAACUCAAGACCAUAUAUGACUUGGAGAAAGGACGCUACAUCAUAAGACAGGUUAACCGAUGAUAUUUCUUGCAACUUGGCGUCGAGUUACAAGAGGUAGAUGGCCUCCAUCUACUUUACGUCUGAAUUUAUAUUUUAAUUUAUUUUAGUGCUCAUUAUGGUUCAUUCUCAUUGUCACGCUAUUGCUUUUGUGUUGUAUCUCACUGAUUGCAAAUUAGAGAGAGAGAAGGAAAAAAAAAAAGGAAAGGGGCAGAAAAACUAUAGUUGGGGCUUACGUGCACCUCCUUUGGGGAAUGGAACAUGAAAACAUCACUUAUUUGGGCCACCAGCUUUCUUAUGGGCCUUCUUGGAUUAGUGAAUCACCCAUCUAAUAUUAAGUGAUGGCUUAGUGA